UCCGCGGAUAAACAUGCUGACAGACUGACGAUGUUUUUGGGAUAUAUAGAGUGAUUGUUGUUAAAUAAUCGCAAGUGGUUUCAUCUCCAUGUUUUAGUCGUUCAUUCGCGCUCUCGAUUUUGCUAACUCUCAGCUGCCAGCAGGCCUUUCCAGCAGCAGCAUGCAGUGUGUGAAGGUCGGACACUUGGCUUUAGUUGCGUCCAGAGCGCUCUGCUCCAACAGGGUUUGCUGCCCCGGUGUUGUUAAGGUGUCGGCCUGCUGUCGGGUCCACUUCCCCGUCAGCCAAACUCGCUUUUGUCAAACAGCGUCCACAGUUAUUCGUGUCCCUCAGCACAUGCAGAAGCGCGUGGAGAACGUGAAGCAGACACGAGGCAAAAACAAGAUCAACACCAUCAAAGCUGGAAGACUCUUGAUCCAGAGCAGGAACCCCGAGCUGAACCAGUCUGUGGGAUACAUCCUGGGGAAGUUCGAGGAGCCUGUUCUCUGCUCGAAAGGAUGGAAACACAACAGAUCACUCGGUGACCAUUUCACCGUGAACAACAUCAAGACUGUUGCACCUUUCCUUGUUGAGGAGCAUAAGGAGGAUGCUGAGGGGAAACCGCCUGUGACGUUUGAUAAUCUGCGCAUCUGCGAGGAGCUGGUGAAGACUUUGGACCGUAUCAACAUUACUAAACCCACUACUGUGCAACUGCAGACCAUCCCAAAGGUUAUGAGAGGUCACAACAUCCUUGUUGCAGCAGAGACUGGCAGUGGAAAAACACUGAGUUACCUCCUGCCUGUUGUUCACAAAUUACAGGCUGAAAGAGCGUCAGACAUAUCCGAAGAAAGUGCAAAGAUUCGCACUGUGGUUCUUGUGCCUUCCAGAGAGCUAGCUGAGCAAGUGGCAGCUGUUUCUAAGAUGGUGUGCGCUCCAUUUGGCCUGCAGACAAGCACUGUGGGUGGUGGACGAGGUGUAGGACGGAUCAAGAUGGUCUUCAAGAGAGGUUCCCCAGACAUUUUAGUGGCCACGCCAGGUGCUCUGGUCAAGGCCCUGCGGAGACGCUGCCUGGACAUGAGUGAGCUUAGAUUCUUGGUGGUAGACGAGGCUGACACCAUGUUUGACCCCAGCUUUUCUGACAUGUUAGAAAGCAUCCUGCUCCAGACCCACAUUGCAAGUGAUCCCAAAGAAACACAGGGCCCGGGCCAUAAAGCUCAGCUGCUGGUUGUGGGGGCCACCUUCCCCGGUGGUGUCGGGGAAGUCCUCAGCAAGGUGACAGACCUUGGCAAAAUGAUGGUUAUCAAGAGCAAAAUGCUACACUGCCUCAUGCCGCAUGUUAAACAGACAUUCCUGAAGGUGAAGGGUGCUGACAAGGUCCUGGAGCUCCACCAAGCCUUGAAACUGCUUCAGCAGGAAAAAGGAGGAGGCGCUGCUGUGGUGUUCUGCAACAAGUCGGCCACUGUCAACUGGUUGGGGUACUCACUGGAGGAGAUGGGGGUGCAGCACACACGUCUGCAAGGGGAGAUGCCCGGUGCUUUGCGUGCGGGAAUCUUCCGCUCCUUCCAGAAGGGCAUGACAGAUGUGUUGAUAUGCACAGACAUUGCCUCACGUGGCCUGGACACAUCUCGGGUGCGCUUGGUUGUCAACUAUGACUUCCCAGAAUCUCACACAGACUACAUCCACAGAGCAGGGCGGGUGGGAAGAGCAGGUGGGAUUGUGGAUGGGGAGGUGCUCAGCUUCGUCACUCAUGCCUGGGAUGUGGAGCUGGUGCAGAAAAUUGAGACUGCUGCACGUAGGAGAACUAGUUUGCCAGGAAUGGAAUCUCAAAUACAUGAGCCAAAACCCAAAAUAGUACAGCAAGAGGAGUAGAAGUGUUGUGUUUGUGUAUGGGGAAAGCAGCCUGUGGAGGUUGUUACUUUAUGGGUGAUGUUGGGUUGCCACACUCUGAAUGUAAAAAAACAGGUUUGAUUUUUUUUUCCUUCUUUUUUCCCCAGCAGAAAUGGUGACCAUGAUUUGCACUAAUAGCCCUAAACAGUGGACAGGUCACUACUCCAUUCAUUCUUCCCAAUACUGUCACUUACCAAAAUGACAAAAAGAGUUUUUUUGAAAGAUGAAGUAACCCAGUUGUGCUUGAUCCUGGUUUGGAUAGAGAUUCUACUAUGAUAGGUGUACAUCACCUUACACCUAACACAUUUGAAGCUGGAAUAAUAUGAUUGGGAGAUUAAUUGAAAUUAAAUGUUUUGUUUUUCACAUAAAGGGGUUGAAAUUGCUUAGCUUGAAGUGCUAAUAGGUUCAAAGGACUAAAAUACUGUAAAACAGUAUUGGGGAAAAUAUGGAAAACACUCUUUAUUUAAAUGUAAUGUACUGCUGCCAUCAUGAAAAAAGAAGAAUAUGUCAGUUGCCUUUUAUUGUCUGAUUAUAUUUAUUUUCCUUGUUUAAAGUAAUGAAUCUGCUCAUCAGUGCUGUAUUUGGACUAAAUAUAGUGUUAUUAUUAUUACUAAU
Molecule: messenger RNA, 2479 nt
Organism: Scomber japonicus (chub mackerel)
Lineage: Eukaryota; Metazoa; Chordata; Actinopteri; Scombriformes; Scombridae
Gene: ddx28
Product: DEAD (Asp-Glu-Ala-Asp) box polypeptide 28
Exons: 1
Coding region: 161-1846 (561 amino acids)
Biological process (GO): mitochondrial large ribosomal subunit assembly
Cellular component (GO): mitochondrion
Molecular function (GO): RNA helicase activity; nucleic acid binding; ATP binding
Source: RefSeq, a predicted model, not a curated record